Molecule: messenger RNA, 3537 nt
Organism: Phycodurus eques (leafy seadragon)
Lineage: Eukaryota; Metazoa; Chordata; Actinopteri; Syngnathiformes; Syngnathidae
Product: gastrula zinc finger protein XlCGF57.1-like
Exons: 3
Coding region: 490-2400 (636 amino acids)
Source: RefSeq, a predicted model, not a curated record
CAGAAAAUGGAUGGAUGGAUUUUAAAUCCGAAGCAUUGACGUCCCUGUCGAGCUUCUAUUUUGAAGGUGGCUUUCGCCGCGAGUUGGCGGCUUAUUACCGUAAUGCCGAGUAUGAACAAAAUUGGGUCAAACCGGUGGCCUGCCGUAAAGGAUCACGGGUAAUACAUCUCAUUUCCCUUCUCGCCAUGCGGCAGGUGGGACGAUCGUGCGUCAGCAAAUCUUCCCGAAUUUGGACCGAAUGUUGCGAAUCCUCGACGCUUGACGCCCCUGAUCGCGACUUUAGUGGACUUAAACAUCAUUCGUGCAAUCUUCGUGUCCGGUUGGAGUCGUCUCGUGCACGUUGAAGCUUCUCGGCCUAGUUUAGCUUAGCUUAGUUUAGUUUAGCUUAGUUUAUCUUAAUUUGCUAACAAAGAGACACGUUUGUGAUCAACACUUCGCUCAGCAGAGGUCAAGCGUGAGAGCGGAAAGUGUUGUGAUCGUCGUGUGAAAAUGUGUGCAAGGAGGACAGCGGAGUCCGAGGAGGAACUUUGGGGACCAAAAGAGGAGAAAGAGCCACAACGUCAACUACUGGACGCCGUGUUCAAUCUGCAACCUCAAAUUGUGCCACGCACAGCAGACAUCACUGAAGAUCUCCGUACUGAGCAGCAGGAGCCAGAGCCCCCUCACAUUAAAGAGGAAGUGAAGGGCGAAGAGGAGCCCAUUUCAAUUAAAACAGAGGAGGAAGAACUGCGUCCCCACAUCAGACAGGAAGAGGAGGAGGAUAUCACCAAAUUUCCAUCGACUGGUGUCCCUUUGAAGUGUGAAGAUGCAGGUCAAAGUGAGGAGAGCAGAGGGGCGGGGCCUCCAAGCAGCAGCUCAACUCAACACAUGACAACAGAAGGCUGUGGAGGUUCGCAAGCAGCCGGCCUCCUAGCUCCACUAUCAGAUAGUGAUGACAUGAUGUCUCACUCGACUCACACUGAUGAUGAUGGACAGUCUGAAGUUAUGACAUUUCAGCCUGGCAACAAACGAUGGAAAUGUUCUCAGUGUGGGAUAAGAUUUGCUGAUAAGAGUAGUUUGACAAAACACAUGAGAACACACACUGGUGAGAAACCUUUUUCGUGCUCAGUUUGUGGUCAAAGAUUCUCUGUGAACGCAAGCUUAAAAAUACACACAAGAACCCACACUGGUGAGAAACCUUUUUCCUGCUCAGUUUGUGGUCAAAGAUUCUCUCAGACGGGACACUUAAAAGUACACACAAGAACGCACACUGGUGAGAAACCAUUUUCCUGCUCAGUUUGUGGUCAAAGAUUCUCUGUGAAGGGAAGCUUAAAAAUACACACAAGAACGCACACUGGUGAGAAGCCUUUUUCCUGCUCAGUCUGUGGUCAAAGAUUCUCUGUGAAUGAACGCUUAAAAAGACACACAAGAACGCACACUGGUGAGAAACCUUUUUCCUGCUCAGUUUGUGGUCAAAGAUUCUCUCGGAAGGGAUACUUAAAAGUACACACAAGAACACACGCUGGUGAGAAACCUUUUUCCUGCUCAGUUUGUGGUCGAAGAUUCUCUGUGAAGGAAAGCUUAAAAAGACACACAAGAACGCACACUGGUGAGAAACCUUUUUCCUGCUCAGUCUGUGGUCAAAGAUUCUCUGUGAAGGGACACUUAAAUUUACACACAAGUACACACACUGGUGAGAAACCUUUUUCCUGCUCAGUUUGUGGUCAAAGAUUCUCCCGGAAAGGACACUUAAAAGUACACACAAGAACACACGCUGGUGAGAAACCUUUUUCCUGCUCGGUUUGUGGUCGAAGAUUCUCUGUGAAGGAAAGCUUAAAAAGACACACAAGAACGCACACUGGUGAGAAACCUUUUUCCUGCUCAGUUUGUGGUCAGAUAUUCUCUGUGAAGGAAAGCUUAAAAAGACACACAAGAACGCACACUGGUGAGAAACCUUUUUCCUGCUCAGUCUGUGGUCAAAGAUUCUCUGUGAAGGGACACUUAAAUUUACACACAAGUACACACACUGGUGAGAAACCUUUUUCCUGCUCAGUUUGUGGUCAAAGAUUCUCCCGGAAGGGACACUUAAAAGUACACACAAGAACACACGCUGGUGAGAAACCUUUUUCCUGCUCAGUUUGUGGUCGAAGAUUCUCUGUGAAGGCAAGCUUAAAAAGACACACGAGAACGCACACUGGUGAGAAACCUUUUUCCUGCUCAGUUUGUGGUCAAAGAUUCUCUCGGCAGGAAAUCUUAAAAAGACACACGAGAACGCACACUGGUGAGAAACCUUUUUCCUGCUCAGUUUGUGGCCAGAGAUUCUAUUAUAAGUAUCAGGCUAAGACACAUAAGUGUGCUGGUGAGAGUAGCAAUGCUCAAGAAGCUUUUAAUGAAAAUGUAAAUGUUAAAUCUAAUAGGUAAUUACUAUGUUACUGACUUACAAAAGUCUACAUUCUUUUAUUGUGUGUACCAGCUUUUAUUGUAUCUAUCGGCUUGUUGUCCAUAUAUUUUUUUAAAAGCCCUGCGAGUGGUAAACAUUAACAAAAUACUUUCAAGGGACUAGUUAAUGGUCUGAACAUAGACAAUUAUUCCAUAGUUAUGGACUCAUAAAUGAUGUCUGCAGGAAAAAAAAAGCCCUCCAAAAUACACUCGGUUGUCAUUUUAGAAUAAUAUACUGUUGAAAACUUGAUUGUCAGCCAGAUUUUGGCCCGCUUACAUUUUGGACAUGUCAGCCUGUCACAUCCUGCCACAUAACGAGCAGGAGCCAAUGACAUUUCCUCGUUGAACUUCUAUGUUUUCCGGGCUGUAUUUUUUUUUCCCAUAUUGAAAGCCUGGGUGCAUUUCUUUUUCUUUUAUUUUUUUUAGAUAAUUUUGAGUGAAAAUAGUGAUCGUGGAAUAUGUUUGGUAAGCUUGUUGUUUAAAAAAUCGACAGUGAAAUGCCUCCGUGAGAAAAGAAGAUGAAGUAAUUCUUUGCAGAUUCAUUUCCUCAUGCGCCAGUUCAAUUUUGAAUUGAUUGCACCACAAAUGUAGAGUAUAUGUGUGCAUGUAUGUAUAGAUCACAAAGACGUUUCUGUAGGUGGCAUUGUGUGACAGACGUGGACUUUGGCUGGCUGUCAUAACAUCGGAUCACCCAUGACGAGGGUCUCCCGGCCGAACGCGUUAUGUCGCUUAAUGUCCCGAAACUGCAGCUGAUCUGAUUUGAUCUUAUCUGAUCCAUAUAAUCUAAAAUAUUGGGCUGAUUGUUGAAAUAAUUUCAGAGGUUGAAGCUGAUAUGCGUAGAGAUGUCUGCAUACAUUUUGAUGAUUAUUGUUGACAGUUUUGGAACAUAAAGCCGCUUUUAUUGGAUUCGUGCAUAAGGCCUGUGUGGCACUCGCCCAUCAUUUUAAUCAUGACACCCUAGUUGCGAUUUUGCAGCACAUUAAAUUAGUGAUUGCCAGUUCCAUUUUCUUGAGCAUGCAUGCAUUUUAUCCAAUGUUUUAGUGAUGUCAAUAUCAAAUAAGUGAAUGAUUGAUUGAAAUAAGACUGUAAAGAAACUUUCACUCUUGGUGGUAAACUGUU